Messenger RNA from Psammomys obesus (fat sand rat), 1941 nucleotides. It is a transcript of the gene Dytn, whose product is annotated as dystrotelin. Bases 1 to 1941 code for a protein of 646 amino acids. Gene Ontology annotation, cellular component: plasma membrane. The record is from RefSeq and is a predicted model, not a curated record. Gene Ontology annotation, biological process: synaptic signaling. The transcript is spliced from 14 exons. Gene Ontology annotation, molecular function: zinc ion binding. Lineage: Eukaryota; Metazoa; Chordata; Mammalia; Rodentia; Muridae.
AUGGACCCAGGUAAGCAAGGUGCUCUUAUUAGGAUUGAGAACUCUGUCUACAGAACAGCCUUCAAAUUACGCUCUGUGCAAACUCUUUGCCAGUUGGACCUGAUGGACAGCUCCCUGAUUCAGCAAGUUCUAUGGUGUGGGCGUUUGGGGGCAAGCACAGAGACCUGCCUUUCAGUGCAGCAGCUUUUUCAGGAGCUCCGGGAGCUGUUUCAAAGAACCGGGAUGGGAAACCCAGCUCAAGUGCAUCCGAGAGCUCCCGAACUCACUCUGAGUCUCCUCAUGGCCAUGUAUGACAGCACAGGAUCAGGUGUUCUUAAGCUUCGACCUGUGGCUGCCGCGCUGGUUGCCCUCUCGGGGGACAGCCCUCUCACAAAGUACAGAGCUUUUUUUCAGCUCUAUGCAGAAAACAAUAGGAGAGGUGAUGAUUCCCGAGCCCGCAUGACUCGAAGGGUUUUGAGAGUCUUACUAACAGACCUACAGCAGAUCCCGACUGUCGUAGGAGAGAGCUGCACUUUGGGUCCCGUGGAAAGUGCUAUUCGCAGCUGUUUCCGCGGGGUGUUGAGCUCUGGAAUCAAGGAGGAGAAAUUCCUGUCUUGGGCACAGUCCGAGCCUCUGGUCCUCCUGUGGAUCCCAACCUGCUACCAACUGUCAGCCUCAGAGACAGUCACUCACCCUGUGCGGUGCAGUGUCUGCGGGACCUUCCCAAUCACAGGACUCAGAUACCGCUGUCUGAAAUGCCUCAACUUUGACAUCUGCCAGCUGUGUUUCUUAUCUGGUCGCCACAGAAAAUCCCACGAGAGGACACACACUGUGUUGGAGGACUGUGUCCAGAUGUCAGCAACAGAGAAUACAAAACUCCUCCUCAGGAGCCUCUGGAAAAGCCUGCCCCAGAGACUGGACAGGCUAGGAGCCAUGGGAAGGCUGGACCAGCUGGCUCCCAGGGAUGCAGCUAGCCAUUCGCAGACCAGGCUUUGCAUUCAGUAUAAAGGCCCGAAAGCCCCCGUGUAUGUGAGGCCGACAGGGACGGUCAAAGCAGCAGCCACAGAACACAGCAGAUUCCUAUGUCCAAGGCUAUCACCUGCUCUGCAAGCAAAUGACAACCGGCAUCACCAGACCGGAAUCAGCAUCAAGAAAGAACUACGGAGGACUCGCGACUCUAUCAAUGCUCUGCACAGGGAAGAAAGGCGCCUUAGGAAACAGCUAAAUAGAUACAAACACAAAUUGCAAGGCACAUGCACCCUACAAGAAGAACAGAACUGCAGACUUGAGACAAAGAUUCGGGAGCUCACAGCCAACCAGGGUAACCUGUGGACCAAGCUACAGCAGAUGAGACAGGACCUACAGGCAAUGUUGCGGCCACUCCAUCCUUCAUCUUCAGCUCAAAACACAGUACCCAAGACUGACCGUUCAUUACCUGAGGAUGGCUCACAGAGAAGAGGAGCCUCUUCCCACAGCGAGAGUACCACAGACGAUGAUCUGGAAUGGGAACCUCUCCCUAACUCUGCCAAGGCUGACAGAAGUCACAAACGUCCGUCAAGUUCAGAGAAAGCUCUGGCAGACUCUGAACCACCAGAGAUCAUUUCACAGAGCCCCGGGACACCAAGCCACCCACAAAAGAUUCCGAGAGAAGCCAGUACCUCCCCAUCCGCUCUCCAGCAGGGACUGCAGGACAACUCACUAGUGCCCGCUGCGGAAGAGAGCAGCUGUGCGCGAACACCUUCCGAGGAGGAGAAAAGGACGCAUGGCGCCAGCGAAAAGAGGAUUGACCUCGAAGAAGAAGACCUUCAAGUGCUGCUGCCCAGACUCCUGGAUGCCUUCGACAUAGACACACCGUCAGGUGCACAGCCUCUGGUGGACAUGGAGCUGUAUGGCAGAGCCGAGCAGGUGUGCUGGGCCUUCUCUGCCCUUGUGGACCAAAUCACCUUGCCCAGCUUGGAGUGA